AUGGCGGCCUCUGAGGCGGCGGCGGCGGAUCCCGCGGCUCUCGCCUCGGGCGCCCCGGCCGUCCAGGCGGCCGCGAGGGGAGCCGCCGCCGCCUCGGGCCCGUGGGUGCCCCCUGGGAGGCUGAGAGGCAGCCGGCCGCGACCGCCGGCGGCGAGGCAGCAGCCCGCGGGUUCGACGCCGCCGGCCCGGGAGCUCAUCCAGCCGUCGGUGAGCGAGCUGUCCCGGGCCGUGCGGACCAACAUCCUGUGCACGGUGCGCGGCUGCGGCAAGAUCCUGCCCAACAGCCCCGCGCUCAACAUGCACCUGGUCAAGAGCCACCGCCUGCAGGAUGGCAUAGUAAAUCCAACAAUAAGAAAAGAUUUGAAAACUGUACCGAAAUUCUACUGUUGUCCAAUUGAAGGAUGCCCUAGAGGCCCUGACAGACCAUUUUCUCAAUUUUCUCUCGUAAAACAGCACUUUAUGAAAAUGCAUGCUGAAAAGAAGCAUAAAUGUAGUAAGUGCAGCAAUUCGUAUGGCACUGAGUGGGACUUGAAAAGACAUGCAGAGGAUUGUGGCAAGACCUUCCAGUGCACGUGUGGCUGUCCCUAUGCCAGCAGGACUGCGUUACAGUCCCACAUCUACCGAACUGGCCAUGAGAUCCCUGCAGAACACAGGGAUCCACCUAGUAAGAAAAGGAAAAUGGAAAACUGCCUGCACAGCCAGAAGCUGUCCAGGAAAACCACUGAAUCACUGAGCAACCAACCAAUUCCACGACCAGAUGCUCCAGAACUAGAAACUUCAGAAAUAAAGCUGGUGGCUUCCUUUGAAGACUCUUGUAGCUCUAAUGCCAAACAGCAGACUCUUCCAGCAGCUCCAAGGUACCCUCAGAAGUUGCUUUUACCAAAGCCCAAAGUGGCUUUGGUUAAACUCCCCGUCAUGCAGUUUUCUCCUGUGCCCGUCUUCGUGCCUGCAGCCGACUCCUCGGCCCAACCUGUGGUGUUGGGUGUCGACCAGCAGGGGUCUGCCCCCGGGGCCGUGCACUUACUGCCCUUGUCCAUUGGAACCCUGAUCCUCGGCCUGGAUUCGGAGGCCUGCUCUCUCAAGGAGAGCCUCCCUCUUUCAAAAGUUGUCAAUCCUGUUGCUGUUGAGCCGAUUAGCACAGGUAUUCAAGUGAACUUGGGUAAAAAUCCAUUUAGCCCAUUACAAGAACUUGGGAACACUUGUCAAAAGAACAGCAUUUCUUCCAUCAAUGUACAGACAGACCUGUCCUACACCACACCACAGUUCAUGCCGUCUGCACAGUGGGCCAGCCCUGACUCCUCUGUGUCGUCCUGUUCGCAAACUGAUUUGACAUUUGGUUCCCAGGUUUCCCUUCCCAUUAGUGUUCAAACUCAGACUUUUUUGCCCAGUUCUAAGGUAACCUCAUCCAUCGCUGCUCAGACUGAUGCAUUUAUAGAUGCCAGUUUCCAGCCAGGUGGGAUCUCCAGAGAAACUCAGACCAGCGGAAUGCAAAGUCCAGCAGAGGACCGAGUACAGAUGGACCAAGCUGUAGUGUGUGGAGACAUUUUUGAGAGUGUCCAUUCAUCAUACGGUGUGUCUACAGACAACAUGAUAAGCAGCGGCUUAGUAGCAGAGACUGUAACUCAUGACUUGUUACCUCAGAACCACCCUAAAACUUUAACUCAAGAUAUUGAGAAAUCCACCCCAAUUAUAAACUUCAAUGCACCAAAUAGUAUGCUUUCGUCACAGAACAUGACAGAUAAUCAGACCCAAACCAUGGAUUUAUUAAGUGAUCUAGAAAAUAUCUUGUCAAGUAACCUACCUGGUCAGACGCUGGACAAUCGUAGUCUUUUGUCUGACACAAAUACUGGACCUGACACCCAGCUCCCAUCUGGCCCAACCCAGAAUCCUGCAAUUGAUUUUGAUAUCGAAGAGUUCUUUUCAGCCUCAAAUAUACAGACACAAACCGAGGAGAGUGAGCUUAGCACCAUGACCACUGAGCCAGUCUUGGAGUCGCUGGACAUAGAAACCCAAACUGACUUCUUCCUUGCAGACCCUUCUGCCCAGGCCUACAGUUGUAGGGGGAAUUCUAGCUUCUUAGGCCUUGAGAUGUUUGACACGCAGACACAGACAGACCUGAACUUCUUUUUAGACAGUAGCCCCCGUCUGCCACUGGGAAGUAUCCUGAAACACUCUAGCUUUUCCAUGAGUACUGAUUCAUCUGACACAGAGACCCAGACUGACGGAAUCUCCACUGCUAAAAACCUGCCUGCCCUGGAAAGCAAAGUUCAGUUGAACACUGCCGAAACACAGACCAUGAAUUCUGGCUUCGAAACUUUGGGGAGCUUAUUCUUCACCAGCAAUGAAACUCAGACAGCAAUGGAUGACUUUCUUCUGGCCGAUCUGGCCUGGAACACGAUGGAAUCUCAGUUCAGCUCUGUUGAAACCCAGACGUGUGCAGAACUACACCCAGUCUCCAACUUCUGA
This is a messenger RNA of Rangifer tarandus platyrhynchus (Svalbard reindeer), 2466 nucleotides long. The record is from the annotation of a GenBank genome assembly. NCBI's taxonomy places the organism in Eukaryota, Metazoa, Chordata, Mammalia, Artiodactyla, Cervidae.